CGGUAGUGAUCCAGAGAGAUAGGGAGUACGCCUUCGUGUUGCACGAAGAAAAGACUACCCAAAUCUCCAAGGCAACGACAACAAUCGGUCUGCCGUCGUGUUUUCUGCUGAACGGUUCAGAGUCGAAGUGCUUACUUACCGCAUCGUGUAUUUUAGGGGUUUUUUUAGUUUGUUUUUUUUACCUUCCAUCUUGGAGUGUAUCUGGUUAACAAAUGUCGAGUUUAUGCGAGUGUUUUAUCAGGCUAGCGUAGCAGCAGCGAACCAGAAGCCUGCGGUUUGUGAAUGUUUUGCUAAAUAAAUGGCAGAGUGCUGGAACACAGACACCGGGGAUGCUGUUUAUCGCUCCCGGGAUGCCGUCAAGAACCUAAGGAUAAAAGUCCGUAUACAGAGGGUGACCUCCACCGCUGCCAUUUCUCAGCACCUCCAGCAACAGGUUCUGGCCCAGAAAGGCCGGGAGGGCAUUGAGCUGGAGACCCUCACGUCACACGGCCAGACAGGCGAUAACGAAGAGGAGGUGGUGGUUGGCUGGCAGGAGAAACUCUUCAGUCAGUACGAAGUGGAGCUGUUUCAGAACGAGGCAGCCUGUCAGACCCCUCUGGACCGCCAGUACCACACAGAAAUCAGGGCCCUCAACAAGGCCAAAGGCCGACGCAAUCACAGGAUUUUCACGUACACCGAUCAUGACCGCUACACCAACUGUCUCCCGCUCCACCAGCUGCAGCAGAAUGAUUUGGUGUCCAUGACCAAAUCGAAGCCCACCUUCCUGGCUGAGAGGAUGGCCAGCGUCAGACACAGACGGCAAGAGAGGCGCACCAUCGAUAGUAGCAUCCCUAAGUCAAGAAUCAUCAACUGGGAUCCCACAGAGGAGUUUGUGAAGAGCAGCCGUGUGGUGAACAAUGCCAUGCAGACCAUGCACAUCAUGGGUGACUUGGGCCCACCUGGAAAGUUGGGCCAGAAAGAGAACGAGUGUUUGCUGGCAACCAUAAAAACCGACGGCAAUGGAACCAUCAUUGUUAAACCCGACUUCAACAAAGGCAGAGAGCCCUACAGGAUUGUGACGGAGGGGGAGAAGAGAGAAGUGUGGCGUCUAACUUUGGAGAACGUGUCCAUGGUGAUGAAACCAGAGGAACGAGACCGGGAGCAGAACAUGUACAGAGAUCUGUACGGCAGACACAAGGAGUACCUCAACAGCCUUGUAGGGCAAGACUUUGAAAUGCCCCCUGUCGGUAUUCUACGUUACCUUCUGCAUGGAGAGAUAGUGUCAGCUAAAGGUUUUGAAUAUGAUAACCUAUACAUCAACUUUUUCAUGGAGCUGCCCAAUAACUGGUCCAGCUUGCCGUUCCAGCCUUUGUCGGGGGUUACCCACACCUGCAGGACCAAAUCAUUGGGGAAGGAGAACGUAGCCUUCUUCGGCUAUCCUUUCAGCUUUGAGGCGUUCUACAUGAGCGAGAAAGAGAGCGAAGAAUUAAUUCCCCAGUGGCCAGUGAUUUACUUUAAAGUCCUGUCCCUCGACGCAUGGCAGCGUUACCGAACUGAAGGCUACGGCUAUCUACUUUUUCCCGCCAUGCCUGGAAAGCACUUGGUGACGUGCCACACGUGGAGACCUGUUCAGACGGGGACAGUCUCUGCUUUGAGGCGCUUCUUUAUCGGAGGUUCUGCAGAACUUGAAGACAGCAGCUACGUCAGAAUACCAGGGACGUUCAAGGGAGAGAGGCUGAGCCGCUUUGGCUUUUGCACUGAAACCACAGGAAGUGUUACCUUUAGUCUGCACUGCAUCCAACAAGCCAGGGCAUUUGUUGAUGCUGCACAUCUGAAGAAGCGGAGACAGAAAGCGGUCGACCAGCUCGGAGGUUUCAGCCAGCAAGGAACAGUCUGCAGCAUUCUGGAGGCCUACCAGAGGGCUCAUAAAAGGCUUCAAGAGGCCAGAGAAAGUCUUCCAAGAGAUGUCCUUAACUCUUCUGCCCAACUCCAGAUGGAGUCUUCUGCAUAGGAGUCAGAAUUAAGCAGAAUGCAUCACCACUGUGAUAAUUACUUAUAAUGAUUAGUGCACUUCUAUUGCACUAAAGCACAACAUGAUGUUUUUCACAGCUCAUAUAGAGACAGAAAUGUGGGCGCCAGGAUUGGUUAAAAGUUUGGUAAACUAAAGGAAUGUCAAGUUGCUUGCAUUCCUUAUUUUCCCUUUGGUAUUAAGUUAUUUCACAUGUAAUGUUAGUCUUUGAUCAAAAAGGGCUUAUUUUUUAAGACAAAUUGUACUUUCUUUUUUUUUUUACUUUAUUUACUUUUUGUACUCAAUUUUUAUUCAAUGUGUACAAUUAUGGGUCUUUUAUUUGUGUGAAAUAAACAGGUAACAGCAGCA
Messenger RNA from Fundulus heteroclitus (mummichog), 2356 nucleotides. It is a transcript of the gene mks1, whose product is annotated as MKS transition zone complex subunit 1. The record is from RefSeq and is a predicted model, not a curated record. Gene Ontology annotation, cellular component: MKS complex. NCBI's taxonomy places the organism in Eukaryota, Metazoa, Chordata, Actinopteri, Cyprinodontiformes, Fundulidae. The transcript is spliced from 18 exons. Bases 299 to 1990 code for a protein of 563 amino acids. Gene Ontology annotation, biological process: cilium assembly.